Gopherus flavomarginatus (Mexican gopher tortoise) is the source of this 3544-nucleotide messenger RNA. It is a transcript of the gene TNFAIP3, whose product is annotated as TNF alpha induced protein 3. Lineage: Eukaryota; Metazoa; Chordata; Testudines; Testudinidae. The record is from RefSeq and is a predicted model, not a curated record. Gene Ontology annotation, cellular component: nucleus; cytoplasm. The transcript has 9 exons. Gene Ontology annotation, molecular function: zinc ion binding; K63-linked polyubiquitin modification-dependent protein binding; DNA binding. Gene Ontology annotation, biological process: positive regulation of Wnt signaling pathway; protein K33-linked deubiquitination; cytoskeleton organization. The coding region runs from base 333 to 2747 and encodes 804 amino acids.
GUCACAUGUCGGAAAGUCCCUGGCGCUGGGGGUGGAAAUCCCCGCUCUGCUGGGGCUUUUUUCUCUGCUUAGUAAAAUAGAAAGGAAAAAACAAGAGUCUUUACAGUUUAUAGCCAGCACAGCAGCAGCAGCAGCAGGGAGGGGGUGGCUGAGGGAAGCCCAGCCAGGCGCUACUAAGGAGCCUGAUCCUCUUGCAACCCCGUCUGGUCGGGCAUUCAUGGCUCCCAAGCUUGGCUCUGUCCUAACCUUGGUGCACUGGAUUUGAGAAGGAUUUUAUCCGCCGCGCUGCGCUUUUGGAGGAGCCCUUCGGCAGAAAGGUUUCUUCUCAGAAAAUGGCUGGCCAACAAGUUCUUCCCCAAGCUUUGUAUCUGAGCAAUAUGCUGAAAGCCGUGAAGAUUAGGGAGAGAAUUCCUGAAGACCUUGUCAUACCCACCAAUGGAAUAAUUCAUCACUUUAAAACAAUGUACAGAUACACAGUAGAAAUGUUCAGAAUGUGCCAGUUUUGUCCUCAGUUUCGGGAAAUCCUUCAGAAAGCUUUAAUUGACCGAUCCACCCAGAGCUCACUGGAACAUCAGAGGAAGCUGAACUGGUGCAGGGAAGUUAGGAAACUUGUGCCGUUAAAGACUAAUGGUGAUGGUAAUUGCCUCCUGCAUGCUGCAUCCCAGUACAUGUGGGGUGUUCAAGAUGUUGACUUGGUCCUGAGGAAAACACUAUUCAUCGCUUUGCAGGAAGUGGAUACCCGCAACUUUAAGCUUCGUUGGCAACUAGAGACUGUUAAAUCGCAGGAGUUUGUAGAAACAGGACUCCACUAUAACACCAGGAACUGGGAAGAAGAAUGGGAGAACCUCGUCAGUAUGACAUCCCCAGAAUCAACAGUGGCCCGAAACGGGCUUCAGUACAAUGCAUUGGAAGAAAUCCAUAUAUUUGUCCUUGUUAACAUCCUCAGAAGGCCGAUCAUAGUUCUUGCAGACAAAAUGCUGAGAAGCUUGGAGUCCGGUUCAAGCUUUGCCCCUCUGAACGUUGGUGGAAUUUACUUGCCUCUCCACUGGCCAGCUGAAGAAUGCUAUAGAUAUCCUAUUGUCCUGGGCUAUGACAGAAUGCAUUUCACACCACUGGUCACUCUGAAGGACAGCGGGCCAGAAAUUCGGGCUGUCCCACUGGUCAGCAGUGAACGAGGCAGGUUUGAAGACUUGAAGGUGCACUUUCUGACAGACACUGAGGAGAUGGGAAAGGAGCAGCUACUGAAAGAAUACCUGACAGUGAUAGAGAUUCCAGUGCAAGGCUGGGACCAUGGUACAACUCAUUUAAUUUAUGCUGCAAAGUUAGAUGAAGGCAACUUACCCAAAGAGAUAAAUCUGGUGGAAGAUUACUUUCAACUGGUACAGCACGAGUACAAGAAAUGGCAAAAGAACAAUACGCUUAUGACAAGGGAGCCGUAUACCGGGAAUAUACUGGAACUGUCUUUACCCCAGCUGUCUCUUGUAGAGGUGAAAUGUGAAACUCCCAAUUGCCCCUUCUUUAUGUCUGUGAGCACCCAGCCCUAUUGUCAUGAGUGCUUUGAGCAGAGGCAACAGGGAAAUAAACCAAGGAGACCGAGCGCCAAAACAGUAUCUGAAAAGUCCCGGAAGACUGGAGCAGGCUCAUCUAGGAUUGAGUUUUGUGAGCCUGGGGGAGGGCCAUCUGAAGAGCCAGUGACAGGGCCUCAUUCUGCACCUCCAACAGCUCCAAGCCUUUUUCUGUAUAGUGAAACCACCGCUAUGAAAUGCAGGACUCCAGACUGCCCUUUUACAUUAAAUGUGCAACACAAUGGACUCUGUGAACGCUGCUACAAUUCCAGACAGCUCAGUCCCUCUAACAACUUGGACAACCUCCGACAUAUAAACAGUGUGACAUGUAAAAUCUGCCUUCAGGACACAAAUAGGACCUUUAAUGGCAUCUGCAGCUCUUGUUUCAAAAGGACUACAGAGCCCUCAAUUGUCAAUCCUGCCUUCCUGCCUAUGUUCCAUCAGAGAUCUCACUCCGACCCUUCACAGCUAUCACAGAGCUUCCUCCAGCAUUCCUGUCAUGCAGCACCCAGCAACGAGCUGGAGGAGCUGCCUUCUUCAGUAAUGCUUCCAGCUCCUCACAAUUCGGAGGAAAGGAAUGGAAGUAGCCAGUGCAGAAAACCUGGCUGCAUGUUUUUUGGGACUCCUCAGAAUGAAGGCUUUUGCACUCUAUGCUUCUUUGAGUACAAGGAAAACAACGACAGUGCCUCACUACUUCAUCAGAGAAGGUCUCAAAGGAAUUCUUCUGCUUCUGGUCAGCCUGGGAGCUCUGCUGGCACAUUCCACAACACUAUUUCCUGCCUGGGGCGAGAAUGUGGUACCUUGGGCAGCAGUAUGCUUGAAGGGUAUUGUCAGAAAUGUUUUAUUGAAGCACAGACUCAGCGAUUCCGUGAAGCCAUAAGGACUGAACAGCAGCUAGUGGGACAAUCUGAAAGAACUGGGCAACACCGAGACUUACAGGUAUCAACAGCAGGGAGCCAGAAGCGAAAGUGUGCCAUGGCUUCUUGUAGGAACAACUUAGCCUGCAGAAACGAUGAGCUGUGUCAGGAGUGCCAGCGAGUUCAGUCUGGGAAUCCUAGAGGCCCUGCUGCAGAAGAGCCUCCAAAACAGUGCUGCCGAGCCACUGGCUGUGAUCAUUAUGGCAAUAAUAAGUGCAGCGGCUACUGCAAUGAAUGCUACCAGUUCAAAGAGAUGUAUGGCUAGUGGAGAAAUGCUGGCAAAGCGCAAGGAAGCAACAACUGCUUCUACCUCGCUGAAAUGGUGCUAUGUACAAAACACUUAAGAGGCAAGCCAUGGCAAGGUCCAUUUGAACAGUGUGACGUAUAUAUGGCUUUGGGGGGAAAAUAAGCUGUCUGGUUUUGUACCUAUUUAUGCCCGUGGGUAUGAAUAAAUAUCCACUUAAUACAAACACUGCAUACAUGGAACAAUGAGAAGUCAGUCUGCUUUCUGCACAGAGGAAUCUUGCAGGAAUGGUCUGCUAUAAUGCUGACUCCAAACUCCCUCUCCUCUCGGAUUUCAAAAUUCCUAGAGUGCAUACUGUGGCAGAGUGAAGCAUUUGAAUACGGAAGACUUUGUAACUUUGCCUCUGCAAUACCUCCCCUGCACCUUGUCAGAACUGACCAUUCAGAGUGCAAGGACACUCAACCAAUGUGUGAUAUGCAGAGCUGCUUCAAUUGACCUACAUCAGUGUUUUGCUCAAGGUGAGGCUGGCCCUUCUUGAGAGGACUCCAUUCUCGACCAGAGGAGUCUGGUGCAAGCUAGGGGUGAGGAUGUAGUUAAGAAACUUGCUUUUGCUUGGUUGCCUUCGUCUAAGAGCUUUGUCUUGCAUGUAGAGUGUUCUGGUUGGUUCUGUGUUUGCUGAGCCCUGGGCAGAAAGAAGUCAGAAAUGAAGGACAACUCGCUGCCUGCCCAGUCAACAUGUUUAACCAAUGUACCUCCCUUUCCAAAAUGCAAAAAUAAUAGGGACCCAACGAGUAAGCCCAUGACCAUUAGCUACAAAU